AUGACGAGCGUUUUAUUCACGCAGGUUCCUUUCAAUUUGUUAUUAAGAUUAUUUGGAAUAAUUGAGCAACAGUGCCCGGUAGAGCCCCUUCCCGAAAUAUUCUCUAUAAAACCCUGUAAAUCAGACAAGGACUGUGCCCCACGAAUAUGUUGUAAAGAAAACGGGUCUAUUAACAAUUAUUGCAGAACCCCUGUUCCUAAAUUAGACCGAAUACCAUACGCCGACGAUUUGUUAAGACCUGUAAAACUGUUUUUUUCGUAUAUGCAAUGCACACCGCCUCCCCCCUUAGUGCUGGAUAUAUUUUCAAAGCCAUGUCAAUCAUCACUUGAUUGCUUCCCAAAUUUAUGUUGCCAAGAAGAUGGUAAAAAAUUUUGUAGACCGCCCAAACGGUCUAUAUUAACUCUGGUUGCAGGAAUUACACAGAGAAUUGGAAGUCAAGAAAUAGCUAAGAAACUAAUUGAGAGGAUAUCCUGAGUGACCUGUGUAUAUAGUUUCUAAUAGGUAAGCGAAGAUGU
Messenger RNA from Agrilus planipennis (emerald ash borer), 515 nucleotides. RefSeq lists its product as uncharacterized. Lineage: Eukaryota; Metazoa; Arthropoda; Insecta; Coleoptera; Buprestidae. The transcript is spliced from 4 exons. The record is from RefSeq and is a predicted model, not a curated record. The coding region runs from base 1 to 474 and encodes 157 amino acids.